Trichomonas vaginalis G3 is the source of this 909-nucleotide messenger RNA. RefSeq names its product phage tail repeat-like family. The record is from RefSeq and is a predicted model, not a curated record. Lineage: Eukaryota; Parabasalia; Trichomonadida; Trichomonadidae. The transcript has a single exon. Bases 1 to 909 code for a protein of 302 amino acids.
AUGAAGAAAGCAGAUAAGGAAUAUGUGGAUAGUGAGUUAGAGAAGAAAGUAGAUAAGGAAUAUGUGGAUGAAAAAGAUAAUGAAAUUAAAGAAAUGGUUGAAUGGUAUCAUGAAUGGACAUCAAAGAUUUUUAAAACUAAAGCUGAUACAGGAUGGGUUUCAGGAUGUUUAGACCUUAAAGCGGAUAAAACUUAUGUUAAUGAUGAGUUAGAGAAGAAAGCAGAUAAGGAAUAUGUGGAUAGUGAGUUAGAGAAGAAAGUAGAUAAGGAAUAUGUGGAUGAAAAAGAUAAUGAAAUUAAAGAAAUGGUUGAAUGGUAUCAUGAAUGGACAUCAAAGAUUUUUAAAACUAAAGCUGAUACAGGAUGGGUUUCAGGAUGUUUAGACCUUAAAGCGGAUAAAACUUAUGUGAAUGAAAAUUAUGCAAAGAAGUCGGAAGUAAAUGAUGUGAUUACAAGCAUGAAAAAUGAAAUACUUCAAACAUUAUAUCCUGUUGGUUCUAUUUAUACAUCAAUGAACUCAACAAAUCCAGAAACAGUUCUGGGUUUUGGUGAAUGGAAGCAGAUUGUAGAUAAAUUCUUAUACUGUGCUAGAUAUUCAAAGACGGCAGGAGGUUCGAAGAAAAUUAAAGAAGCAAACCUUCCACCGCACACUCAUACAGGAACUACAAACACAACAGGUAGUCAUUCACAUUCAAUAACAAAAAGAGGUUAUACAAAUCUUGCAGCAGGUUCGGAUAGAUGGGGAAUGAAUAGAUAUGAUAUCACAACUGACCCAGUAGAUUCAAGCACAGGUAUUUUCUGUGGAACCGCAGGUAAUCAUUCACACACUUUCACAACAAAUCCAACAGGCUUGGGUAAAGAUUACAUGCCACCAUUUAUGACUGUAUUCGCAUGGUACCGCGUUCAUUGA